Molecule: messenger RNA, 1182 nt
Organism: Prunus armeniaca (apricot)
Lineage: Eukaryota; Viridiplantae; Streptophyta; Magnoliopsida; Rosales; Rosaceae
Source: the annotation of a GenBank genome assembly
AUGUCCGAGUCAAAGAACCCUGCAGACUCGCCCGAGUCAGCUACCCAAACCCAACCCUCAAACUCAUGGCCCUCAGCCACAACUUCUCUUUUUCUAAUCCUAAUACUUCCCGUCAUCACCGCCACGCUCAUCUACCAACUCGACUCGUUCGACCCAGCCCCUCUGCCUUAUCACGAGUUGACUCGCCGCUUAACCAGGAGGGCUCCUGCUCACAACCCUCGCAUGCUUCGAGGGUCGGAGCGUGUGGGCUUUGGGGUCUUGCGGGGCCCCGAGGACGUGGCUUAUCAUUCCGGGUCGGGGCUUAUUUACACGGGUUGUGAAGACGGGUGGCUCAAGCGAGUUAAACUCAACGACUCUGAAAAUCCCGAGUUUGUGGUGGAGAGCUGGGUCAACACGGGAGGCAGACCGCUCGGGCUCGCUUUCGGACUUCACAAUGAAGUUGUCGUCGCUGAUGCCGAUGAGGGCCUGCUGAAUGUAACGAGUGAGGGUGAGGUAAAGCUGCUGACAGACGAGGCUGAGGGUGUAAAAUUUGGAAUUACAGACGGUGUAGAUGUAGCCGUGGAUGGUACGAUUUAUUUCACAGAUGCUUCAUACAAGUACAACUUAAAACACUUUGUUUGGGACUUUUUGGAGGGUCGGCCUUAUGGUAGAUUCAUGAGCUAUGACUCAGCAACCAAACAGACCACAGUGCUGGUUCGCGAUCUCUACUUUGCUAAUGGAGUGGUGGUUUCGCCGGAUCAAAGCCACGUAAUCUUCUGUGAAACCCCCAUGAGGCGGUGUAGAAAGUAUUAUGUACAAGGGGAUAAAAAGGGAAGUGUGGAGACUUUUAUUGAUCAGCUGCCAGGCUUGCCAGAUAACAUCAGAUAUGAUGGAGAGGGCCAUUACUGGAUUGCAUUGUCAAUGGCACCUACAUUGGCUUGGGAUUUAGCUGUUAGAUAUCCUUUCAUCAGAAAAGUUAUGGGAAUUAUGGAGAAGUACACAGGGAGACCCAAUGUAGAGAAGAAUGGUGGCGUUUUGGCCGUUGAUUUAGAUGGAAAUUUGAUUUCACAUUAUUAUGAUCCAGGAUUGUCACUAGUUUCAAGUGUGAUCAAGAUCGGAAAUCAGAUUUUCUGCGGCUCGAUAUUCCAUCCUUACAUGCUUCGCCUCAACAUUCAACAAUACCCAACAAUGGCUGUUGCUUGA